AUUUUACAUCAAGUGUUGAAUGGAUUUCAGGUCUCAAACCAAAUACAAAGCAAGAAACCAAGUUCAAGGAAGUGAUUUUGGAGCAACCAGAUCUUAAAAUAACAGCGAAGCGCGCCGCCUCCUCAGUGGAUGCUAUUUUUUCUGUUAUUGUUGAGCCAGACCUACACACUCCAGAACUUCUGGGAGAGUACUUGAGAAUUGUCAAACCCAAUGGAAAACUCACAAUGAUUGAAUCGGUGCUUACUGAAGGAACAACGGCAAACAAUUCUCAGAUCUCAAGGUUCGGGAACGAGCUGAUAUCUACUUUGAAAAUAGCGGGAUGGACAGAUAUAUCCGAUUUGAAGAUCUUAUCGAAUGGGAUUUCGCUGGGAUUUGCCUUUGUGGAGGUGACUUGUAAGAAGCCGAAUUUCGAAGUUGGUGCUUCGAGUCAGUUGAAAUUGAACGUGAAGAAGUCGGCUGCGGCUGCGGUGUGGACCCUGGACGAUGACGACAUGAUGGAGGACGACCUCAUCGACUCCGACAAACUUCUCCAACCGGACGAUCUUAAGAAGCCGGUAGCCGAGUCGCUCAAAGUUGGCUGUGGAGUGGAGGUGGCGGCGGGAAAGAAGAAGGCGUGCAAGAACUGUUCGUGUGGAUUGGCCGACAGCCAAGCUGAGAAGAGCAACGACAAACCUGCUCAGCCGGCAGCUACCUCAUCCUGUGGCAAUUGCUACUUGGGUGACGCAUUCAGAUGUUCCUCGUGUCCCUACCUGGGCAUGCCAGCCUUCAAGCCCGGUGAAAAGAUUCAGCUCUCCGACAGACAACUCAAGGCGGAUGCGUGAGAAACUUAGAAUGUAAACAUUGCGAUUCCUUUAUCAUGCAUUACAUUUUGUUAACAUUUUUGAACAAUAAAUUGUGUAAUUAGUGAGUA
Nilaparvata lugens (brown planthopper) is the source of this 910-nucleotide messenger RNA. RefSeq names its product anamorsin homolog (gene CIAPIN1). Gene Ontology annotation, cellular component: cytoplasm. NCBI's taxonomy places the organism in Eukaryota, Metazoa, Arthropoda, Insecta, Hemiptera, Delphacidae. Gene Ontology annotation, molecular function: iron-sulfur cluster binding. Gene Ontology annotation, biological process: iron-sulfur cluster assembly. The record is from RefSeq and is a predicted model, not a curated record.